Molecule: messenger RNA, 365 nt
Organism: Schistosoma spindalis
Lineage: Eukaryota; Metazoa; Platyhelminthes; Trematoda; Strigeidida; Schistosomatidae
Source: the annotation of a GenBank genome assembly
GGAAAAAACUCAAUAAAAUGUUGAUUAGUUUAAUCAUAAUCGGUUUACUUUUUAUUGACCAUAAUCAUUCGAAACCAAUUCACAACAAUGAAACAACUUCAAUAUCAAAACCAACGAAUUCAUCUAAUAUGACCAUACUCAAUAAAGGUCAAUUGUGGUUGGAUUAUUUAUUUUCAAUAAUGGAUAAAGCAGAAUUCUUAGAUCCUAAGAAAUGUUCCAAACAACCUAAUAUCAUGUGCAAAUUUUCAAAUAUGUUUGAUUGGUUUAUCAGUUAAUUAUAUAUGGACAAACCUAUUUCAUUAUUAUCAAUGUAUUGUAAUCAAAUGGGGUGAAUUCCUUUAAUAAUAAUAAUAAUGAUAAUAAUA